AUGGCUUGCUGCAAUCCAGAGUCACCGUGGGGAGCGCUGGCCGGACGAGUGGGAUGGGAGGGGGUGCGCGCGCGGCUCGCCAGCCUCGCCCAGGCAGCCCGCGCGCCCCGGGCCCCCCCGAGGAGUCCCGGGGUUCCAGUGGGGGUGCUCCGGGCGCUGCUGGGACCCGGAGAUCUCACUGGGCUCCGCUUGCCUCUGCUGCCCUCGGAGAGGCGACCUCCGAGGCCGAGCUGCCCAGGUGAGGGGAGAGGCCCGCCUGGAGCCCUGCAGAGGGCAUCCUCCCCUCCCUCCGACUUCAGCUUGCCUGAGUUGAGGCCGGUACCGGCACCUGGGCCAGAAGUGGGCUGA
Molecule: messenger RNA, 348 nt
Organism: Rangifer tarandus platyrhynchus (Svalbard reindeer)
Lineage: Eukaryota; Metazoa; Chordata; Mammalia; Artiodactyla; Cervidae
Source: the annotation of a GenBank genome assembly